GGCUCAACAGUCGUUAGCUGGUAAUCUUUUCGAGCACGUACGGGCACGGAUCAGUUUUUGCGUGAUUCAAGAGAAAAAAGAAUUGAUUCAAAAUAUACAGUAGAAAAAAGCAGAGAACAAAAACAUAAAACAUAAUAACACACAUAACGGUCGAUCUAACGAACGCGUUUUAUUCCCUUAACAGAUAAAUUCGAGCAAAAUGAAGUCGGAUCCGUGGCCGAUGUUGGUCAGCGGUUUGCGUUGCAUAUCCCUCACUGCCCUCCUCUUGCUGCUGUGUGGCGGGCAGCAAACAGCAGCGCAAUCGAAUUACGUGCAACAUGGCGAAAGUGGCAACUACUCCACAAACGGACUGCCCGAGGAGGCCACUCUGGAUGGAAAAGUGACCAAGCUCGAUGACAUUAGCCCCUUGAUCUUUCUGAAUCGCACCAAGGCCGCUCUCAACUGUGCAGCCGGCUCAAUGCAAGUUGAUUUGAAAUUCAACGAUCCGUUCCAUGGCAUCAUCCAAGCGGACUACGAUCGUGGCAGCGCUUGUCGUGUCAGUGGCAAGGGAUCGCUUAACUAUCGCCUCGAGUUGCCCCUGAAAGGAUGCGGCACCAUUCAAAAUCCCACACGCGUGUUCACCAACAACAUCAUUGUACGCUUCCAUGCCAAUCUGGAGAUGGAUGGCGAUGAGAUCAUCACAAUUGUGUGCCGCUACCCGCCGCCGAUUCCCUCACUGCCGCCAGCACUGCCAGCUCCCAUUUUGAAUCCAAUUGCCACAAGCGCGAUCAUACAGCCACCGCUGAAGAGCAUACAGAUCCUCAUGAUCAUCUGUGCCAUCAUGUUCCUCACUCUGUUGCUCCUUGGUCUCGCCGUCUCCUACUAUUGUCUGCGCAGUCGCCCCAUUCCUGUGGUGCGUCGCCUACCCAUGAGCAUGGGCAGUGGCUCCGAGAUCACCAAGCUGAGUGGCAGCAGCGUGGGCAACAUCAGUGCCUUCGAGGGCGUCAAGAUACCGCGUGCCCAUGCCGCACUUCAGGCCGUCUACAGCUCGUCGGGCAGCGAGGGCGCACUGAUCCCAUCGGAUUAUCCCAGUGAAUCGCAUUCUGAGAUCGAGGAGAUUGACACACGUUCAUUGCCCUUCAGUUCGGCGGGCAGCUUCGAGAAUCGUGCCUUUGUCCAGGAGACUUCGAGCAUUUACAGUGAUCAUUAUGCGCCCGCUCAGGAGAUGCCCGCUGCCAAUGCAGUGAUGACAACGGUGCAACAGGAGAUCAUCGCCGGUUCACCCAAAUUCGAUGUGCAGGUGCGUGUCAAGAAAUCACCGAUACCCAACUCACAAUCGCCUGUUACCUCGGACACGGAAAGUGUUGCCACGCUGCGUCCCGACCGCAACAAUCUGUCCACGAUCAUGGAGGCCUACGAGGAUCGCGAGAGUGUGCUGACAAUGGACACACUGCCCACGCACGUUGAGGAGACAAUGCAAUCGCAGUUCACCUAUGUGCCCGAGCUGCAUCCGGCACCGCAACCCCAACCCUUGCCCCAUGUGGCCGAACCCAUGUUCUCGGUGUACACGCGCACACAUCACGAGGUCGUCGACGGACGUCCCGAGACCUGGUCGGAUUACACUGACGGACCAGCGCCCAGCGAGAUAACCGAUCUGUCAUCAGAAGUACCCGACAAUCAUGUGCAUGAGACGUCCACGACAGCCCUGCACUACUAUGAGGAUGAGUAUGUGCCCGUCGAGCCGAUGGUAAUGCCCAAGCCACUGCCAGUGACAUCGCACACCGUGGACGAUGUCUAUUUGCGCACGGUCACCGAGAAGAAGACCAUCGAAGAUAUUGAGAGCCACAAGCGUCGCGUCACCGAGUACAAGAGCAAACCGAAGGCACCAUUGCCGCCACUACCACCAGCUGUCGUUGUGCCCGAUCCCAAGUUCGAUGUGCGUGUGCGUAAAUAUCCCAGCGAAAGAGAGCAACAACAGUGGGAGAACUUCUCGGACAUUUCCAGUGCCUCGGGUCUGACGCUGACACCGAAGAUGGAGCGCUCGGAGUUGAGUCUGGCACCACCCGCUGAGCCACCGGCACAGAUCCAUGACAACAAACUGAAGUUGACCAGUCCCGAGCUGGUGGGCAACAUGAAACCGAUCGAGGUGCCGCCCCAGGAUAAGGAUGUGCCCAACUGGGAUGUGCUCAUACGCAUUCUGGAGGAGCCCGAGAUGUCCGAGAUGGGUGCCGACGACGCCAGUUCGGUGCACAACAUUAGCUACGACGAUCGGGCCAAGUGGAAGGAGAUCAUCACCACGCAGUCCUCAUUGCGCACAAUGCUCACCGAGGCGGUGGUGCGUGAGGACUUUGAGCGCAUUCGCCAGGACACACGUUACGAGCGCAUGUUUGAGCCACAGACCUGGGACGUCAUCAUCCGCAUUCUGGCACCGCCGCGCGACGAUGAUCCCGACGUCGAGCUGCGCACCCCGAAGCGUGGCAAGAAGUCGGCGCCACAGCCGUGGGACACACGCUCGCGCCGCAGUUCGCUGCCCACGCUCUAUGAGUACGACAGCGAUGGCGGCUCGAGUGUGCGCACCAUACGCAACGAUCCUUCGAUGCCGCUGCAUGGCAUGGGACCCGUUGGUGUCGGACCCGGUUCGUUCCACAUGCAACAACAGCGAUCGCAGCGCAGUUCGCGUGCCUCGUAUCAAACGGAUCACAACGACUUCCGCUCCAUGUCCGAGGUGACGGUCGACUUUGGCCGCCCGCAGCCGGAUCAUUUGGAUAACUUUAGCGAUGCCAGCUCAUACUAUCGCAUGCAGUAUGACGACGACGAGGACAGACGCUCCUCGUUCCAUCGCUCGAUCAGUCACCCGUCGUUGGCCCGCUCGGCCAGCGAGUUCACCGAGCACUGGACUGCCCCCGAUGACAUUGAGAUCUCUUCGCCGGAAGGCACGCCCAGGGCUCACCGUGCUCGUCAGCCACUGCAGCUGCUGCCUGGCCAGGCCGGAGAACAACGCAUCGUGGCCCAAUCGCAGAGCGAAUACGUGGAGACACAUCGCAGCAUUUACCAGGCCGAAAAGCAGCUACCACAGCCACCACAAAAGUGGUAGGCGUUCGAUCCUUAAAACGAUUCAAUUUAAUACAAUUUUUCACUAUUCAAAACUAAACAACACACAAGCAAAUGAAAUGCGCUUCGGAGAGGGGUAUAUAUAAUGCAUAACACACACAUGAUAUUAAACAA
Molecule: messenger RNA, 3204 nt
Organism: Drosophila sulfurigaster albostrigata
Lineage: Eukaryota; Metazoa; Arthropoda; Insecta; Diptera; Drosophilidae
Gene: pot
Exons: 7
Coding region: 200-3073 (957 amino acids)
Source: RefSeq, a predicted model, not a curated record